AUGCGCUGCGCCUUGAAUUCGCCAGCAGCAGCAGCAGCAGCAGCAGCAGCACCGCCACCACCACCAUCAGCAGCAGCAGCAACAGACGCGAUGAUUACAGCAGACAGGGGAGCCUUGGUAGAUGCCCAGCAGCAGCAGCAGCAACAGCAGCAGCAGCAGCAGCAGCAGCAGCAGCAGCAGCAGCUCGUGGCUCGGCUGUACACGCAGCAGCUGGCGCUUAUAAGGGCCCUGCUUGGCCUGGUGCUCUUCCUGGGCUGGCGGGUGGUCAUACACCUGGAGCAGCAGCAGCAGCAGCAGCAGCAACAGCAGCAGCAGCAGCAGCAGCAGCAGCAGCGGAGUUUGACGUCGAAGGAGAGAAGGGAGCUGAUGCAGCUGCAUGCAUACUCUGUGGCCUGGCGAGAGGCCUGGAUAGACAGCGAGCUGCUGCAGCAGCUGCUGCUCUUCUGCCGCUACCUGCAGCAGCAGCAACUGCAACAGCAGCAGCAGCAGCAGCAGCAGAAGCAGCAGCAAGAGAGCUGCGGCACUCAGGCGCAUCCAAUGUGCAGCGCGACAGCAGCAGCAGCAACAACAGCAGCAACAGCAGCAGCAGCAACUGGUGCUGCUGCAGCAGUACUUGAUGGUCCUCUCUCUCUCCUAUACGUCUGCCUCCCCCCCUCAGCUGUACAUACACCUCGAAUAGCUGCUGCUGCAUGGCAGCAGGCCAGCAGCAGCAGCAGCACCAGCAGCAGCAGCAGCAACAACAGCAGCAGCGGGAGCUGCGGCGGGCUCGCAGUUGUUUGUGGCUCUGCUGCUGCAGAGAAACCUUCUAAGGCAGCUGCCUCGGCAGCAGCAGCAGCAGCAGCAGCAGCAGCAGGAGCAGCAGCAGCAGCAACAGCAGCAACCCACGAUCCUUACUCUCCUCUGGCGAAUAGAGGCUCUGUAGCAGCAGGCCACCGUUUCGGCUCCGCGCUGCUGCUGCUGCAGCUGCUGCUGCUGCAUGCGCCGGCGACUCUCAGGAGGCAGGUUGCUGCUGUUGCUGUUCGUGUUGGCCUGCUGCUGCCGUUGCUGCUGCGGCUGUUGCUGCUGCUGCAGCGAGGCGAUGAACAGCAGCAGGAAGUGCAGCAGCAGCAGCAGCAACUGCAGCAAUGGCGGCAGCGGCGGCAGCAGCUUGCUGCGAAGCAAGACACAGCAGCAGCAGAUGACUUUGCUGCUGCUGCUGCUGCUCCUGGCAGCAGCAGCAGCAGCUUGCUGGUGCUGCAGGGUAAGCAGCAGCUAGUGCAGCAGACGGAGGAGUCGCUGCUGCUGAAUGUGCUGGCGCUGCUCUGUGGUGAGCCUGCUGCUGACUGCAGCAGCAACAGCAGCAGCAGCAACAACAACAGCAGCAGCAACAGCAGCAGCAACAGCAGCAACAGCAACCAACAAGCUAUGCUGCAGGUGCUUCAGCUGCUCCCACCCUCUGCUUUGCUGCAGCUGCAGCAGCCCGCCGCCCCACUACACUACAGCAGCAGCAGCAGCAACAGCAGCAGCAGCAGCAGCAGCAGCAGCAGCGAUUUGGGCGGCGCGCUUUGCCCCGUCGUAGGGAGAUGGGCUGCAGCGUCGGAGGAACGUCUGCUGCUAGGAUGGGAAUGCAGCAGCAGCAGCAACAGCAGCAGCAGCAGCAGCAGCAGCAGCAGCGCGGUGCUGCUGCCGCACUGCAGCAGGUGGAGUGCUCCUAUGAAAUGGCGUCUGUUUGCUGCUGCACUGCAGCAGGCAGUUCUGCAACAGCAGCAGCAGCAGCGGCUCAGGGACAGCAGCAGCUAUCUCUCGGCCUUGCUGCUGCUGCUGCAGCAGCAGUGGGAAGGUCUGCUGCUGCUGCGCGGCCUCUGUGGCGGGGUGUAUGUGGAGCUGCUGCAGGAUGACUGGAAGUCUCUCUUGCUGCUGUACCUGCAGCAGCAGCAGCAGCAGCAGCAGCAACAGAAGCAGCAGCAGCAGCAGCAACAAAAGCAGCAGCAGGCGGUUCCGAGUUAUCAGAGCUUCCUUCGGCUGCCGCCGGGCGUUGGCGGCGGUGGCAAGCAGCAGCAGCAGCAGCAGCAGCAGCAACAGCAGCAGCAGCAGCAGCAUUGGGGUGUACAGAGACCUCCCUUGCCGCCUGCUGCACUGCAGCAGCUCCUCCGUCGCUUGGCUGUGCUGCAGCGCAUGCAGCGGCGGCGUGCUGCAGCAGCAACUGCUGCCUGCAGCAGCAGCAGCAGCAGCAGCAGCAGCAGCAGCGGGGAGGGAUGGGGCUGGGAGUUGCUGGACCUCCACUUCUUGGGAGCCCACCGAGACAGCAGCAGCAGCAGCAGCAACAGCAGCAGCAGCAACAGCAGCAGCAGCAGCAGCAGAACAGUUUCAGGAGAAUGCCAGCUGCUGCGCCUUAACUCAACACCAUCAACAGCAGCAGCACCGGCUACUGCUGCUGCUGCUGCUGCUGCUGCUGCUCGCCUUGCUGAAGGAGCUGCAUGCAGCCUGCUUCGGCGCGGCAGCGAGCAGCUGCUGCUGCUGCAGCACUCUGCUGCAGCAGAAGUUGUAAAUGAUCCUCUAGCCAUGUGCAAUGCGGUGGUGCAGCAGGUGCUGCUGCACUCAGCUGCUCCCGGUGCUGCAUUCUUGCCGCUGCUGCUGCUGCUGUGGCAGCGGCUGCUGCAGUGCUAUCCCCAGGCGCUGCAGCUUCAUAGCAGCAGCAGCAGCAGCAGCAGCAGCAGCAGUCUUGUGCAGCCUGACCCGUUCCAAACAAACUCAGCUUUUGCUGCUUGCGACUCGGCUUCUGCUGCUGCUUCUGCUGCAGCAGCAAGUGCGUUCUGCAUACCAGCAGCAAUACCAGCAGCAGCAACAGCAGCAGCAGCAGCGGCAGCAGCAGCAGCACAGGGUCCAUGCGUCGACGGGAUUGAGGUUGCUGUUGCGCUGCUGCAGCAGGGGGGGUUGCUGCCUCCAGCAGCGCGCUGCUUAGCACUGAACGUGUUGCUGCUGCUGCUCGCUGCAGCAAAGCAGCAGCAGCAACAGCAGCAGCAGCAAGCGGCCUGGCUGCUGCUGAGGUCCAAUGGUCAUUCGAUGCUGUUGCUGCUGCUGCGCGCAUUCGUCGCCCAGGAGCUGCAGCGGCUGCACCGCAACGUGCAGCAGCAGCAGAAGCAGCAGCAGCAGCAGCCGCAGCAGCAGCAGCAGCAGGAAUGCGCAGCAGUUCCUUGCAGCAGCAACCACCACGCAGCUUCAGAAGUGCUGCGGGCAAUGCUGGGCUUGCCUAAAGCAGCAGCAGCAGCAGCGAGAGCAGCAGCAGCAGGGACUGCAGCAGAUGCAGCAGCAGCAGCAGCUGCUGCAAUGCUGGGCUUGCCUAAAGCAGCAGCAGCAGCAGCGAGAGCAGCAGCAGCAGGGACUGCAGCAGAUUGUGAGGAUGCCGAGACAGAGAAAAGUUUUUGCUGCAGCAGCGGGGCAGCAGCUGCUGCAGCAGCAGCUGCAGCAGCAGCAAAGGACAGCAGCAGCGCUCGACGCGAAGGAAGACACUGCAGCAGCAGACGCAACAGCAACGACAGCAGCAACAGCAACAGCAGCAGGAGCAGCAGCAGCAGCAGCAGCAGCAAAAACCAAAUGAGCACCAGAAUAGUGAAGACAUCCAUUAAGCGGCCCGCUGCAGCUUCCUCCGCGUUGACAGACGAACAGCAGCAGCAGCAGCAGCAGCAGCAGGGACUACAGCAGCUGCAGCAGCACCACGGACUGCAGCAGCAGCAGCAGCAGCAGCAGCAGCCCAGGCGGCAAGCAGCCUCGUUGCUGCCUUCCCUUCUCAGCCCUGCUAGCGGCGAGCUGUACGAAGACCCCUGCAGCAGCGACAGCAGCGCAUGCAACAGCAAAAUUAGCAGCAGCAGCAGCAGCAGCAGCAGAAGCAGCAGCAGCAGCAGCAGCAGUGGAUGCGCUCAACUGAAGUGCAGCAGCAACUUCGAUAGCAGCAGCAACUGCAGCAAGAAGCGCAACGGCCGCUGCAGCAGAUGGAAGCAAACUCACGCAUACCAUGGCGUGUAUAGCGCAGCAGCAGCAGCAGCUGCUGCUGCAACAGCAGCAGCAGCAGCAACAGCAACGAAUACAGAAGCAGAAAAAGUAGCAGCAGCGACAGAAACAGAAGCAGCAGCAGCACCGAUGCAACCGCCAGCCAAACAGCAGCAGCAGCAGCAGCAGCAGCAAGGCGGCCGCACGUUGCUGCAGCAGCACUGGCAGCAGCACCCCGGGUGCUUCGAGGGUCCUGUAGAUUCAAAGCAGCAGCAAAAGCAGCAGCAGCAGCAGCAGCAGCAGCAGCCCAAGCAACAGCAGCAGCAGCAGGAACAGCAGCAGCAACAGCAGCAAAAGCAGCAGCUGCUGCUGCUGCCUCCCGUUGCACCGUUUGCUGUUGCUGGGCUCUCACCAGCAGAAGCUGCUGCUGCGAUGCAUGCGCUAUAUUUGGGGUGUUUGCUUCGACCCCUCCCAGCAGCAGCAGCAGCAGCAGCAGCAGGAACAGCAGCAGCAGCAGCAGCAGCAGCGCAGCAGCAGCAGCAGCAGCAGCAGGGGCUUCAGGGUUUGCUGCGAGAGUUGCUGCAUGCAAGCUGCUGCGGCGCAUCGCAGCAACACUGA
This is a messenger RNA of Eimeria mitis, 4584 nucleotides long. RefSeq lists its product as uncharacterized. The record is from RefSeq and is a predicted model, not a curated record. The transcript has 5 exons. Bases 1 to 4584 code for a protein of 1527 amino acids. Lineage: Eukaryota; Apicomplexa; Conoidasida; Eucoccidiorida; Eimeriidae.